ACCGGAAGUUCCUCCGCACCCUGGCGAGCGUUUUGUUCCAGACGGUUCCACUGGUGAUGAUUGGAGCAGUGUUGGCGGACGGGAAAACAAACGCGACUUAUACUGAUAUCAAUCACUAGCAGCAAGCGGUUAACCUGAACGUCGGUUAGAAAUGGAUGUCCAAAAGGACUUGCAGCCUCCAAAACAACAACCCAUGGUUUAUAUUUGUGGAGAAUGUCAUACUGAAAAUGAAAUUAAAGCCAGAGAUCCUAUUCGAUGCCGAGAAUGUGGUUACAGAAUAAUGUACAAGAAGAGAACAAAGAGAUUGGUUGUUUUUGACGCCCGAUGAAAUUCAAAGUUUUUCUUAAACUUGUACUGACAAGAAUUGCUGGUGUUUGCCAUCUAGCUUUGUCGCACAUGUAAAUUUCACCAAGCAGAAAGGCUUUGAUAUUUUUAUGUUAAUAUUAAACAAUUAAAAUAUUGCUUGUAUCUUUCAAAACCUAUAGUAUUUACAAGACCAGUUUUAUUUUAUUUGAUGAAAAUAAAUGCUUCAUGAAAUUGAUAUUUUUCUGGCUCGUCGAUACAUCAGUUUAUUGCGUUUCCUUUCACUUUGAUUGCCUGCAAUAUAAAAAAAAUUAAUGCAUUUCUCUCAAAGCAAUAAAGAUCAUCUGUGCACUAAGGAAAUGACUAUUAUAUUGGCAUAAUGGUAUUAUUAGUGUAUGACAAACCUGCAGCUGCUAGGUAACGUGGCAUCAUCCAAGAACCGUAUGGUUGUCCAAGACAUGGUGAACCAAGAUUGAUUUGUUUCCAGGGUAGAAGUUGGAUAACUUAAUAACUAGAGAAAGGAAAUUAAGGAUGUCAGGUUCAAUUUUUAAAAUUUGUUCAUGGUAUAUAGUGUUGCUAGCAAGGCGAGCAUUUAAUGUCUAUCCCUAAUUACCCUUAAAUAUCAUGUUGCUACUGCAUAGUAGCAGCAUGAUAUGGCUAGCUUCACCUAUUCCUCAUGCAGUAGUUGCUGUGCAGUAAAACAUGAGUAGUAUUCUCCACUAACCAGAUGCUGCCGUCAAGCCAAAAAGGCGAUAUGCCUGUUGCACAAAUGAAUAAUGUGGUAUAUUCAUUUCAGUGCUGUUGUGAUGCCAGGUAUUUAGACGAAACAUCCCAAUGACUGACGGAUCGUUUCGAACAGCACAUCCCUUUGGCUGUUCGUAAUAGGCAAAGUAUUGACCGUACCCAACCAACCCGUGCUUGCAAAACUCAAAACAUAGUGUCCAACAUUAGAUGUGUUUCCAUGAUUGGACAGCACUUGCUAAAUAAUCCUGAUUGUGCUAAGAGUUACACUGACAACCAAUUUAAGAUUAUCAGUCAGGCUAGCUGCCAGUGUGGCUCACAUAGGUAUGCUAGAAGCUGCAUAUAUUCACACACAUGGCCCUGUUCUUUGCAGACAAAAGGAGCAUGUCCACGUGUUGCACCUUUUUCAACGAAACAAAAGCUUGGGAGAUGGCCAUUCCCCAUGACAAUGCCUUGAUCAAUCAGAGUUGACCUGCCUGGUUUGAAUUUAAACAAAAGCUUUGAAGUUAACUGUUCCUAAUGCAUUGUCCAUGGCAACACCUCUACCAAUGGAAGUCCACUUGCCAACCAAUUUGCACUGUCUUCUAAUGCAAUGUAAAUUGUUGUUCUCUUUACAAUUUUUAUUCUUGUGAAUCUGUCCUAAUGAGUUAAGACUGAAAGCAUCGACAGCAUGUCUUUCUUUUUCAGUAAUCAAGUUCUAGUCACGUACUACCAAAUGACAAUUAGAAUCCUAUUGUGAUCUUUAAGAAUACUACAUUUCAUAUAUGAUUUCCUUAUGUUUCAAUAUCUAAAGCUGAUUGUCAAUAUCACACUGAACCUUCUGUUGCUCAUGUUAUGAAGAUGUGCUACAUAGAAUAUUAAUUUGUAAUGGCAUCGGGAUAUGAAUAUAUAUAUAUAAUGUUUUAUAUAUAUAUAUAUAUAUUACACACACAUAUAUAUUGAACUUUUUGAAAAGAACAUUUUGUGCUGAACGAAGAAUACUGGCCUACAGCAACUACUAAGUUAAAUUUGUGAAGGCCACAAGCCACUUUAUGGAGACAGAGUCUAUGGAGCUCUGAGACAAUUGCUGAGAUAAGCCCCAGAUUGAAAUCAAAGAGAGGCCAUGUGACCCAGCUCUUGGGUGUAAAAUUUGAACUAACGGAGACAGCAACAGGGACAGUAGGGCAACAGCUUUAUCUCUCUCUAUCUCUCAAACCUUUCUCAACAAAGCUGAACCCUAUUGUGUUUUGAAAACCCACCAGAAGACCUCAUUGCUGCAAACUGAAAAGUUCUUAAAGGGGAAUUCCAACUCAUUACCACUGUCGUCAAGAGAAAAGAGAAUCUACCAGCCACAACUGCAGAGUGACUGUUUUAGAGAGAAACAAGUACCAGCAUUCACCAUGGAAAAUAACUCUCUAGCUCUGAACAAACAUUUGAACAAUCCGUAAAUAAUUUUUCUGACUUUUUAUCUUUUUUUAUACUUGGUCAGGUUUAAGAUGUGAUGCUCUGUGAAGUUUCAUUUCUUUUUGUGUAUGCCUGAGAACAUUUUAUGAGUUUUUUUUGCAUUAGUGGUAAGUUGGACAUAUUUGCACAUUUUAAACCUUUUUAUUAAUGAUUUCUGUAUCUUUACCUGAAUGAGUUUUAGUAAUAAAACUAACUCCUUGUUAA
Carcharodon carcharias (great white shark) is the source of this 2691-nucleotide messenger RNA. It is a transcript of the gene polr2k, whose product is annotated as RNA polymerase II, I and III subunit K. Gene Ontology annotation, molecular function: zinc ion binding; DNA-directed RNA polymerase activity; DNA binding. The record is from RefSeq and is a predicted model, not a curated record. Gene Ontology annotation, cellular component: RNA polymerase II, core complex; RNA polymerase III complex; RNA polymerase I complex. The coding region runs from base 152 to 328 and encodes 58 amino acids. Lineage: Eukaryota; Metazoa; Chordata; Chondrichthyes; Lamniformes; Lamnidae. Gene Ontology annotation, biological process: DNA-templated transcription. The transcript is spliced from 4 exons.